AUGCACAGCGAGUUCAUAACUGCCGCAUUGUGCGAGGAGGAGGCGGCCAACUGGCUGACGAGAGCAGGACCCUACCUGGAUGCGAGGCACAUCUCCGCCUGCAGGGAAGGUCCCAUAACAAAGGUCACCUCCAGCCUCUGUUUUCUCCCCCAGGGACCCGCCUGGGGCUCCAAGGACAAGUGCUUCACCAAGAUGUACACAACGAGCGGGGAGUGCUGCAAAGCCUGCAACCUGGGAGAGGGGGUGGUGCAGCCCUGCGGGGUCAACCAGACCGUCUGCGAGCCCUGCCUGGACAGCGUCACCUACUCGGACACGGUGAGCGCUACGGAGCCGUGCAAGCCCUGCACGCAAUGUGUGGGGCUGCAGAGCAUGUCUGCGCCCUGCGUGGAGUCGGACGACGCCGUGUGCCGCUGCGCCUACGGCUAAUACCCAGACCAGCCGAGCGGGGGGCGCCAAGGGGUGUGCGAGGUGGGCUUCGGCCUCAUGUUCCCCUGCCAGGACUCGCAGGACACCGUCUGCGAGGAGUGUCCCGAGGGUACCUUCUCCAGCGAAGCCAACUUCGUGGACCCCUGCCUGCCCUGCACCACCUGCGAGGAGAACGAGGUGAUGGUGAAGGAGUGCACGGCCACCUCGGAUGCCGAAUGCAGAGACCUCCACCCUCGCUGGACAACACACGCGCCACCCCUGGUGGGCUCCGACAGCCCCGAGCCCGUCACCAGGGACCCCUUCAACACCGAGGUGAUGCCCAGCACCCUGGCGGACACCGUCACCACCGUCAUGGGCAGCUCGCAGCCCGUCGUGAGCCGCGGCACCGCCGACAACCUCAUCCCCGUCUACUGCUCCAUCCUGGCGGCCGUGGUGGUGGGGCUGGUGGCCUACAUCGCUUUCAAAAGGUGGAACAACUGCAAACAGAACAAGCAAGGGGCCAACAACCGCCCGGUCAACCAGACGCCUUCGCCGGAGGGGGAGAAGCUGCACAGUGACAGCGGCAUCUCGGUGGACAGCCAGAGCCUUCACGACCAGCAGCCACCCAGCCAGAGCACCCAGGGGCCAGCACCCAAGGGAGACGGGAACCUCUACGCCAACCUGCCGCCCAGCAAGCAGGAGGAGGUGGAGAAGCUGCUGGGCAGUUCGGCGGAGGAGACGUGGAGGCAGCUGGCCGGGGAGCUGGGCUAUAAAGAGGACCUCAUAGACUCCUUCACCCGGGAGGAAUCGCCCGCCCGGGCUCUCCUGGCCGACUGGUCCUCCAAGGAGACGGCCACCCUCGAUGCCCUGCUCGCCGCCCUGCGCAAGAUCCAGCGUGGGGACAUCGCCGAGAGCUUGUACAGCGAGUCCACCGCCACCUCCCCCGUCUGA
Molecule: messenger RNA, 1356 nt
Organism: Charadrius vociferus (killdeer)
Lineage: Eukaryota; Metazoa; Chordata; Aves; Charadriiformes; Charadriidae
Gene: NGFR
Product: nerve growth factor receptor
Biological process (GO): Rho protein signal transduction
Cellular component (GO): plasma membrane; cell surface
Molecular function (GO): coreceptor activity; nerve growth factor binding; death receptor activity
Source: RefSeq, a predicted model, not a curated record